AUGGGUGACUUUAAAGGUAGUGUUACUGCAGCUGCAAUCAACCUGGCAGAUGAUGCACUGUGGAAAAAGAUACAGAAGAACACCUUCACGCGCUGGUGCAACGAACACCUGAAAUCUGUAGAGCUGCAGAUCGGCGAUCUUAAGUUCGAUCUGAGCGAUGGCCUCAUCCUUAUCUCGCUGCUGGAGGUCCUGAGCCAUAAAAGGAUGUUUAGAAAGUACCACACGCGACCAACCUUCAGACAGCUCAAGCUAGACAAUGUUUCGGUGGCUCUGGAGUUUUUGGAUCAUGAAAAAGUUAAGUUGGUGUCUAUAGACAGUAAGGCCAUAGUGGACGGGAACUUGAAACUGAUCCUGGGUCUAGUGUGGACCCUGAUACAGCAUUACUCCAUCUCCACCCCGAUGUGGGAGGAUGAGGCAAACAAUUCUGUCUCCAAACUGACUCCAGAGAUGAGGCUUCUGGGAUGGAUCCAAAACAAAGUCCCUGAGCUGCCCAUAACUAAUUUCAGCCAGGACUGGCAGGAUGGCAAGGCCCUCGGUGCAUUAGUGGAUGGACUGGCACCAGGCUUGUGUCCUGACUGGGAGAGCUGGGACACGGUGCAUCGGGUGAGUAACACUAAAGAAGCCAUGCAGCAAGCAGAUGAUUGGCUUGGAAUUCCACAGCUCAUAGCCCCAGAGGAGAUUCUUGAUCCAGCUGUGGAUGAGCAGUCAGUGAUGACAUACCUCUCACUUUUCCCCAAAGCCAGACUGAAACCUGGAGCUCCACUCAAGCCAAAGAAAGUGCUUAAACCCAAAGCCUGUCAUGCCACAGGACAGGGACUGCAGUCCAAAGGCAUGAGAGUAGGUCAGCUGGCCCAGUUUAAGGUGGACACCCACAAAGCUGGUCCUGGAAAUCUGGAGGUCAAUAUUAGAGACCCCAGUGGUAAGGAAGUGGCUGUUACACAGAAGGAUGCACAUGAGGGUGUAUAUACCUUUGAAUAUACACCCACUGCUACAGGAGAUCACACAGUGGACAUCACUUGGGUUGGUCAGCACAUUGCCAAGAGCCCAUUUAAAGUCCAUGUUGGUUCAAAAGCUGGGCCACAGAAGAUCCGGGCAUGGGGACCAGGACUGGAGGGAGGGACUGUGGGUUUGUCAGCUGAUUUCUUGGUGGAAUCUGUUGGUGCAGAUUCUGGCAUGCUAGGUUUUGCCAUUGAAGGUCCAUCUCAGGCAAAGAUUGAGUGUGAUGACCAUAAUGAUGGCUCCUGCCUGGUGCGGUUCUGGCCAACUGAGGCCGGUGAGUAUGCUGUACACAUAAUGUGUGAUGAUGAAGAAAUCCAGGACAGUCCCUUCAUGACCUCCAUCAGACCUAAGAGAAAAGACUUCCGCCCUGACCAGGUGAAAGUAGAAGGACAAGGUGUUUCCCAAACUGGCUGCAUAUUGAACCUUCAAACCGAAUUCACAGUAGAUACCAGGCGAGCUGGUGAAGGAGAACUUAAAGUUUAUGCUCGGAGAGCAGAUGGAGAGUUUGUAGAUGUUAUUGUUGCUUCUGAACAAUCUGGUGUCUUUGUCUGCUCCUACAUCCCUUCAUCUCUCUCGAAACACACCAUUGCUGUGGCUUGGGAAGGAGUCAUGGUUCCCGGCAGUCCUUUCAUUGUGACACCUCGCAGGAUUAAGAUUACACCAUGUAGCCCAGUCUUGUUUAAACCAGAUGGAUCGGAAAUGUAUUACUCUGAUGACGAGAUGGACCUUGAUGAAGACUUUCCAGAGAACGUACGGCCUGGUGGCCAUGGAGAACUUGUUAUGAACAUAGUCAGCCCAUCAAACAUCCAAGCCGAUGCCACUAAGGUAAGGGCUCAUGGUCCAGGCCUAAAAGAAGGUUUUCUUGGAGAACAGGCGGAGUUUAUCAUUGACACAAGCAGAGCAGGCAGUGGAAGACUUGCCAUAAGAGUGGAUGGACCCUGUGAAGUUACUCUACAAUGUCUGGACAAUCAAGAUGGCACUUGUACAGUGUUUUACCUUCCCACAGAGCAUGGGAUGUACAAAAUAAAUGUCCUUUUUGACAACUCUCACAUAACUGGCUCUCCAUUCCAGUCUGUUAUACAGAAGCCGAUUGACCCCUCUAAGGUUUUGGUAACAGAUCUUGAUCUGCUACAGGGGAAAGUCGGUGAACCUUGCAUUGUAAAUAUAAACUGUCCAAUGGCAGGAUCUGGAGCUCCAUCUGUGCAGGCUGUCUCUGACUCAGGAGUCAUUGUCCAAACUGAAGUGAAGGAGAAUGAAGACGGCACCUACACAGCUGUUUAUGUGCCUCUAACUGCAGGCGUAUAUACGCUGCUUCUGAAAUAUGGAGGAAAGGAGGUGCCCUUUCGUAAAGUUAUGGUGAAUCCAAAGGUCUACAAAAGCCAUGUAAAAGUGAGCAGACAAGGCGUUGUGGUUAGUGAUUGGGAAACUGACACAUGUCAAGUUGUUGCAAAUGGUUUGGGUCUCCAAAAGGGCCUCACUGGACAUCCUAAUGUGUUUCGUGUAAACGCCAGAUCUUCAGUUGAUGAUCUGGACAUAACAGUGGAGGGUCCGUCUGAGUGUCAGGUGACAUGUAAAGACAGCGGUGAAGGCAUGUAUAAUGUGGAAUAUUAUCCUUCAGUGCCUGGUGACUAUAAGAUCACCAUUACCUGUGGAGAGAAUCACAUUCCAGGAAGUCCAUUUAUUGCAUCAGUGAAGGAUGUUUCAAGUACUGCAGACUCUGGAGUCUGUCUGCAGUCAGGGAUUUGUGUAUCUUCAAAUACUGAUACUCAUGUGCCAGAGAUCAAAUACAGUGGAGAUGAGAUUUACAGAUCAAGUCCACCUCCAUCAAUGGAAGACACAGAUUCCUUCAUAGAUCCUCAGAGACCUUGUGGAAGCAGCAGUCCCAUCCAGUUCCAAGUACUGCCUAAUUGUGACCGUAAUACAGAGCUUCCCUCAUCUCGUGGUGGGAAUAUGGCAAAGGUUAUUAUUCCUGGUAUUAAAGGUGGAGUCUGUGGUAGAACCCCCCAAAGUUUUACGAUUGACUGCAGUAGCAGUGGAGAAACACCAGGGACUGUUGCUGUGGUGAGACCUGAUGGUUCCAUAGAGCUUCUGGAGGUGACAGACAGUGGGGAUGGCAGUUAUACUGUUGUCUAUUUGCCCACCAUGGAUGGCUGUCAUGUAUUAAUGGUGAAAUUCACUAAUGAUGAGAGUUUUCAUCGUUGUGACAUGAAUAAUAGUCACCAGCCGUCAUCCUCAUGCAAACAUCAAGGUUUUCAAAACAAGGUUGAGGGCAGAAAUGUAAUUCCUCUCGGUGCCAUUAAUCAAGCAGGGUUUCUAUCAUGUGAUAUAGUCCUGCCAUCAGAAUUAAGUGAAGGUGAAAUUACAGGUGAGGUGAUCACGCCGUCUGGAAAGACAGCACAGCCCAGUGUGAUUGAUAACAAAGAUGGUACCAUCAUUCUAAAGUUUGAUCCUUCAGAAGAGGGUCUUCACCAGCUAUUUAUUAAAUCAUCCAGAAAUGAUUUACCAGAACUUCCACUGCAGUAUUAUGCAAAUAGUCUUGCUAAUCGCAGCACUAUGGCCUAUGGACGUGGCCUUGUGUAUGGAAUUGCAAAUGAGACAGCAACAUUCACCAUCUGUCAGGAAGAUUCUGCCUCGAGUGAGCUGGACAUCACAAUUGAGGGUCCAUCUGAGGCAGAUGUGCGCUGUGUGGACAAUGAAGAUGGCACUUGUACUGUGAGCUACUUCCCAACUGAGCCUGGAGAUUAUGAGAUCCAGAUUCAAACUGAUGACGUGCCUAUCCGAGGUAGUCCCUUCAAGUCCAGAAUUGCUGAUGGAAAUGUGAGAAGGUCACAGGUAAAACUGGGCAGUGCUGUUGACUUUACCCUGGACAUCACUGAAAAAGAUAUAAGCCAGCUCUCCGCCAGCAUCAUGUCACCCGCAGGCAAUAAUGUACCCUGUUUGCUGAAAACACAACCUGACAGCCAUCUUGGUGUAUCAUUCAUCCCCAGAGAGGCUGGUGAGCAUCUGGUCAGCAUCAUGAAGGACGGUGAGCAUGUGAACAACAGUCCCAUCUCUCUUUCCAUCAGUCAGGCAGAGAUAGGAGAUACCAGCAAGGUGAAGGCCUUCGGCCCUGGCUUACAUACAGGGCAAACCUUCUGCACAUCUGAAUUUGUGGUUGACACUUGGGAUGCAGGAUAUGGUGGGCUAACAAUUGUAAUUGAGGGUCCCAGUAAAGUAGACGUUCACACUGAGGAGCUGGAGCACGGAACCUGCAAUAUAUCGUACUGCCCAAUCAAGGCUGGGAAUUACAAAAUCGCCAUUAAAUUCUCAGAUGAACACAUUCCAGGGAGUCCUUUUACAGCUGUGGUGACAGACCGUAGGCUUAUGAGAGAGAACAUCACGUACAACCAGAAAGCAGCUCCUAUUGCCAGCAUUGGGAGUGAAUGCAGCUUAGCCUUCAAAAUCCCAGGUACUGAUGCUGAGACUCUGUCUGCUUAUGUGCAUGAGCCCUCGGGACGUCCAGGAGAGGCUGUUAUUGUUUCCACAGGCAGUGACACCUAUGCAGUGAGCUUUCUAGCUAAAGAGAUGGGAGUUUAUAAUGUGACCGUAAAUAACCAAGAUCAGACAAUCCCUGGUUGGCCACUGCAGUACACCGUCGGCCCACUUGGACAGGGAGGAUGUGAAAAGGUCCAGGUGUGGGGGCAAGGCCUUCAAAAAGCUCUAGCAAGUGUUCCAGCUGACUUUAAUAUUUGGUCCCAUGAGGCCGGAGCGGGAACUCUGUCUGUCUCAGUAGAGGGUCCUGGAAAGAUUGAGCUCCACUUUGACGAUCAGCUGGAUGGUUCUUGCAUUGUGUCCUACACUGCUCAAGAGCCUGGUGACUAUGAGGUUUCAGUCAUGUUUGAUGAGGAGCAUGUUUCUCAAAGCCCUUUCUAUGUGUCUGUCAGUGCUGCCACAGAUAAGAGUCUCACACAAGGACAAAAUUGCUCUGCCAUAGAUCAUAAUCAGAUGUGUGACAGUUAUGAGGAACCCUCUCUGUCAGACAUGGAGAUAAACACAACAUCUGACAGCAGUGCUGAGACAGUUUUCCUGUCUGACGCUAGUAAAGUCAUCUGCCAUGGCCCAGGCCUGAGUAAGAGCUUUCUAGGACGCAAAAACACUUUUUAUGUGGACUGCAGUAAAGCUGGACGAAACCUUCUCUUUGUCGGCAUGCAUGGCCCCACCAUCCCCUGCGAGCGGGUGUCAAUCAUUCACAUGGGCGGACAUCAGUACAGGAUCACCUAUGCUGUGAAAGAAAGAGGAAAAUACAUAUUAGCAGUGAAGUGGGGAGAUGAACACAUUCCAGGAUCUCCAUUCCAUAUUACUGUUCUGUGA
Molecule: messenger RNA, 5349 nt
Organism: Sinocyclocheilus anshuiensis
Lineage: Eukaryota; Metazoa; Chordata; Actinopteri; Cypriniformes; Cyprinidae
Gene: flnbb
Product: filamin B b
Exons: 33
Coding region: 1-5349 (1782 amino acids)
Biological process (GO): actin cytoskeleton organization
Molecular function (GO): actin filament binding
Source: RefSeq, a predicted model, not a curated record